Westerdykella ornata is the source of this 1050-nucleotide messenger RNA. RefSeq names its product Phosphoribosylformimino-5-aminoimidazole carboxamide ribotide isomerase. Gene Ontology annotation, biological process: L-histidine biosynthetic process; L-tryptophan biosynthetic process. The transcript is spliced from 3 exons. Gene Ontology annotation, molecular function: 1-(5-phosphoribosyl)-5-[(5-phosphoribosylamino)methylideneamino]imidazole-4-carboxamide isomerase activity. Gene Ontology annotation, cellular component: cytoplasm. The record is from RefSeq and is a predicted model, not a curated record. The coding region runs from base 53 to 847 and encodes 264 amino acids. Lineage: Eukaryota; Fungi; Ascomycota; Dothideomycetes; Pleosporales; Sporormiaceae.
UUGCAUCAUUCUACGAUUCUUCUCUAGGACCUCCCUCACCGAUUUGCGAGAAAUGGCGCGCUUCCGCCCUUGCAUAGACCUGCACGCCGGAAGCGUCAAGCAAAUCGUCGGCGGUACCCUGUCUACGACCUCGGAAUCUUCGCUCAAGACGAACUUCACCUCGGAGCACCCCGCGGGCUACUAUGCGUCGCUGUAUAAGAAGCAUAACCUUACGGGCGCGCAUGUAAUCAUGCUGGGGCCAGGGAACGAGGAGGCGGCGAAGGAGGCGUUGGAGGCGUGGAGGGGAGGGUUGCAGGUUGGAGGGGGGAUCCACGAGGGGAAUGCGAGGGAGUGGAUUGAGAGGGGGGCGGAGAAGGUGAUAAUAACAUCCUACCUCUUCCCGAAUUCCGCCUUCUCCCUCGAACGUUUACAAUCCGUACUCCGCGCCCUCGAUGACGACAAGGAUAAACUCGUUAUCGACCUCAGCUGUAGGCGCAAAGACGGGAGGUGGUUCGUAGCAACCAACAAAUGGCAGACGAUUACAGAUUUUGAGUUGAAUCAAGAAUCAAUAUCCCUCCUCGAACCCUACUGCUCCGAGUUCCUCAUCCACGCCGCCGACGUCGAAGGCCUCCAACGCGGCAUCGACGAGGAUCUCGUCGUGGCGCUGUCGAAAUGGUGCAGCAUACCCGUCACCUAUGCGGGUGGCGGCCGCAGUAUAAAAGACCUGGAGCUCGUGAAAAAGCUCAGUGGUGGGAAGGUGGAUUUGACGAUUGGAAGUGCGUUGGAUAUUUUUGGGGGGAAGGGGGUCACGUUUGAGGAGUGUGUGAGGUGGAAUGAGGAGCAGGAGAAAGAGGAGGGGAGGGCGUAGCGUGAGCAAUGAAUGUAGGGGUGUGCACUGUGGUUAGGCAGUAGAGGGGAAAAUGCAUAUGCAGGAGGAGAUGGAACCUUUCAACAGCCAAGUAGUUUGUGCCUUUUCAACGUUUCGCAAAAGCGAAGAGAUUGUAGCUGCAUAAAGUAACUCUUCUUCUUGAGAUAAGCACAAUUAAGGUACCCAAAUAUCGCGCUGAGUCU